GCCCGCCGCAAUACAUCCCGAUCAAAGCAGAACCCUCACCGCGAUGCGUCGAGAACCACUGCCAUUUCUCAACCCUGAGUCCGAUCGCAAGGUCGACACCAGCGCCGGCUCUAACAGCGACGCCGAGUCAGAAGCCAAUAUCACCUUCUGGCUGGGCACCCGCCGAGUCACGGCGCGUGGGGAGGUGUGCGGUCACCACCCCAACGUGAUAUUCCCGCGUGUGCUGCCGAGCCUGCCGAGUCUACUUCUCUUCCGCCUGUCCUGCCUCCUCCCCACGGCUUGGAGAGAGCGCCUCGAAGCGCGAUGGCCUGAAUGGUUUUUGCCUGAUGAUCUUGUUAUGAAGAGAGAGAAGCCCAAUUGGCAAGAAGAAUUCGAUAACGAAGUGGACAUAUACAAACUUCUAGCCCCGUUGGGUGGCCACGUUGUGCCUAAGCUUUACGGCCAAACCAAGUACCCGGGCACGGACAAAAUCAAAAGGCGCGCGCUUAUUAUGUCGAACAUUGGUGGGGUUUGGCUGGGUGAGCCCGAGGUGGGCUCGCUUCCCCUCGAUCACGUUGAGGAGAUGCUAAAUAGCGCAUUCCGGUCCAUCGCCGACGCCGGGGUCGCACAUUGCGAUACGAAACUCGACAAUAUGCACAUUGUGGGCGAUAAAAUCAUGAUUUUCGACUUUGACACGUCGGAGAAGGCGGAGGACAAUGUGAGUCUGGAGCGCGAAGUAGGGUAUUCGGUCAGCUGGGUUUUGCGGCAGUAUAUCAACCGCCACGAUCGCUUCCCCAAGGGAAUUCCCUGGGGAGUGCUCCCUUGCGACCGGCCAUCUUGGCCUAGACCUCCAAAACAAGAAUAUCAACGGGGCCCAUUUGGUCCCCUCGGAUGCUUGGAACCCAGAGACAAUGGUGUCCCACAGCCGUAGGCGAAUAGGAACAAAGAAGCGAACGUCGGGCAUGGGACAGCUUCUCUUGGAUGCCUAGACUGCGGAGCACAAGUGUAUUGAGCGUCUGACAAAGGAUGGUUCCCAGCGAGAUUAAGUGGCCUACAUUAUAUUUUAGGGCAGCCGGAUACGGCAUGAAAGUCGCAGCUAGCGCUGACAUCGGAUACCAUGCCGACGGCAUCCGUGCGGUGGAUGUUGGCGGACAUGUCACCGUAGCCUUGCCACUCCGGCCGAGAAAUGAUAAUAAAUUCACGUUUCGAUGUACCCG
Gaeumannomyces tritici R3-111a-1 is the source of this 1196-nucleotide messenger RNA. RefSeq lists its product as hypothetical. The transcript is spliced from 3 exons. Lineage: Eukaryota; Fungi; Ascomycota; Sordariomycetes; Magnaporthales; Magnaporthaceae. The coding region runs from base 44 to 910 and encodes 288 amino acids. The record is from RefSeq and is a predicted model, not a curated record.